AUGGAUGAACAGUGUGAUCCUAAUCCUUGUUUCAACGGAGGUACCUGUAGCAGCAACGGAUCAUCGUGUGGUGAUUUCACCUGUCAAUGUGCAGGUUGUUACACAGGCAGAAACUGCUUGACAGAGGUGCAUGCUUGUCAAUCUUCACCAUGUUUGAAUGGUGGCGAGUGUCAACUGGUACAAGAUUCAUGCUCUCAGUACACAUGUAGAUGCCAGGGUUGUUUCUCGGGAGAUAACUGCCAAACGUUGCUUAAUCCCUGUGAUAUAAGCCCUUGUAUGAAUGGAGGAACUUGCUUCAGAGAAGGAGGAACUUCAUGUAAUGUAUCAGCCUGUAUCUGCCCAUCUUGCUUCACUGGAUCAUUCUGUGAAAUUGCAAUCAACGCAUGUAUGGAUAAUGGUAACCCAUGUAUUAAUGGUGGUACUUGCCAGCUAACCCAAGGAUCAUGCACAUUGUUUGAAUGUCAAUGCCCCGGUUGCUUUACUGGCUCUACUUGCAGCACACUACUCGACCCUUGCCAGAACAAUCCAUGUUUCAACGGUGGCCAGUGCCAGCAAGUCUCCUGUACUGACUAUAUGUGUGAUUGUAUAGGAUGCUGGACUGGGGAUAGAUGUAUUACGUUUGUGGAUCAAUGCAACCCUAACCCUUGUGCCAAUGGAGGUGCCUGUAGUAGACUACCGGGAUCCUGUACUAAUUACACCUGUUCAUGUCCGUUCUGUUACACUGGAGAUACCUGCCAAACAUGGAGAGACCCGUGCGACAGUUCACCCUGCAUCAAUGGCGGACAAUGUUUAUCAACUUUGGCUUCUUGUACGUCAUAUCAAUGCCAGUGUUUAGGGUGUUUUACAGGAGCACAGUGUGAAAUAGGUAAACUAAUCUCUCCCUCACCUUCACUUUUUAAAGAGCCAUUCUUAUAA
Molecule: messenger RNA, 915 nt
Organism: Lytechinus pictus (painted urchin)
Lineage: Eukaryota; Metazoa; Echinodermata; Echinoidea; Temnopleuroida; Toxopneustidae
Product: fibropellin-3-like
Exons: 8
Coding region: 1-915 (304 amino acids)
Biological process (GO): axon guidance; Notch signaling pathway
Cellular component (GO): cell surface; signaling receptor complex; plasma membrane
Source: RefSeq, a predicted model, not a curated record